Molecule: messenger RNA, 2261 nt
Organism: Kockovaella imperatae
Lineage: Eukaryota; Fungi; Basidiomycota; Tremellomycetes; Tremellales; Cuniculitremaceae
Exons: 3
Coding region: 80-2197 (705 amino acids)
Source: RefSeq, a predicted model, not a curated record
UUUCUCGCCAUCCUAUCCUCCAAGUUAUUCCCUUGUUGUUGUCCCAAAGCCUACCGGUGCUCCGCCCGUCUAUCCCACGAUGGCCAAACCAAAGCCAGCCGUCGUAGUGGACAAGGACACAGUCUCUGUGCACUCUCAUCUCUCUAAUUCGCCUCCUUCGCAACACCAUCAUCACGAUCAUGAGCAUCAUCAUACCCAUUCACACUACGAGCGAGAGGUCCAACCGGACGGCACAGUGAUUGAGAAGACCAUCACCGAAGAAAUCAAAGAGACUCCAGCCGGUGAAGAAGGACACGAUCCAUCGUCACAGGAAGAGAAAGGAGGUGCCGGUGCCGGGGCCGGUCUCUCCAAGACUCAGCGAAAGAAGGCCAAUAAGAAGGCAAGGGAGGCUGCUGCUGCUGCUCUUGUCGCUGCUGCAGAAGCUGAAAAGGCCGUCGAAGAGGCUGUGGCUGUUCCUACUACCGUCGUACCUGGAUCUCCAACUCACUCUCACCGAUCUCAUCAUACCCAUCAUUCUGAUCGGUCUCAUCGAUCUCACCACCAUCAUCCAGAGAUCAUCGUCAACGUCAACGCAGCGCCCGCGGUCGCUCCUGUCGCACCUCUUUUCGAACCUCACAAUAUCCCGCUGCCAGCUUCUCGGGCACCUACAGUCGUACCAUCGUCACCUACCGCCUCUGUAAGAAGCAUGCGACUGCCCAAGACGAUCUUUUCGAAAGGAGGUACUGCUGCACCCCUACUUGUUCAGCCUAUUCCAGAGGCUGAAGAGGAGAACGUUAUGGAAGUGGCACCGGGAGAUGAAGUCGUGACCAAGGUCAUCACUACAACUACAACUACACGUCGACCAGCGACUCCGCCCGAAGAAAUCGCCAUUCCGAUGGUCAUGGAUCCGAGUAAAGGUAUCGUGGAGAAUGAUCCAAGCUGGAAGUACACCCCUCCAAAGGCAGGUUCCGUAGCUCCGCCCCCUCCUCCGGCGCCUCCAACUCCACCAGCACCCGAACUCAGCCCUCCUCGAGGCUCUCCACAGCGGUUUGUGGAGACGACUACUGUGGAGACCGUGUCGUACCCCAUCCACGUGGAUACUUCGGCGACGACAUUGGGGAAUGCCACGACGAAGGGACUUGGAGCGGCGAGGUCAGCAUUGCUCACUACGACCAGCGGUGGCAGGACGGGAACGAAGGCUGGUCUCAAGCCGAUCUCGUUAGUCGACCAUGACGAGAUUCUCCGCGCAUCUCCUGUGUCUCGGAAGAAAGCACUCUCACUCCCUGCACCAGAGCCUGUCCCUCUGCCGGCCCUUCCAGACCCUCCUCGAGUACCUCAGACUGUCGCUACCAUGUCAGCGCACCUCGACGUAGAUAGUCGGGGUAACGAACAUCUUCACGCGAGACUGAGAGACCAUACUGGAGUCGUCAAAGACGUCGAGGAGAUGACUGCCGCCCCAACGCACUAUACAAGUUCCAAAGGCCGACGAUAUCGUAUCAUUGAAGAGAUUCCGGAGGAUAAGGUGUUCUCACCAAGCCAAUCUUGGAAGACAAGAGGGGCUGGCAAGUACAAGAUCAUCGAAGAGAUGGACACGGCUCACAAGACGGGCAAAAGGUAUAAGAUCGUAGAGGAGAUCGUGGAUGGGCGAGAUCGAGAAGAAGACGAUGACACUCCAAGUCAAACCAGAGGAGAUAAGAAGAAGCAUCGGAGACCAGUCUAUCGUCCGCUAUCGGAUGCGGCGCCACCUCCAAAGUCCGAGCGAUACGCCUACCCACCCGCACCGACAGACAUCGCCAAGAACGCGAAAGAGCGAUUCUGGAACCGAUUCGGUAUGGGAGGACAACGGCCUGAUCCACCAAUGCCAGGACCAGGAGGGCCAGCAAUAGGAGGCUAUGGAGGGUAUGUUCAUAAGUCCCAUUUCCCUUCUGACAGUUCCAGCCCAGCAUAUCCCCCGCUAGCUCCAUAUCCUACCCCUGGUCCCAUGACCAUGCCUGCACCGACGCCUCUCAUGGGAUCCCGGCCACCAAUGUUCGGACCGCCCAUGAUGAACCCUAUGCUCAUGGGCAUGGGGACGGGUGAAGGCGGAGGACAUGGGAUGGGUGGAAUGGGCGGAGCGAUGGGCCUCAUGGGCAUGCCGAUGCCCCGGAUGGGAAUGCCCUAUGCUCCCGUUGCUGGAAUGGGAUACGGGAUGAUGCCUGGAUAUGGGGGGAGGUUCUGAUACGUAGGGCGGAGGCAGUCGUUCAAAUACUAUCUUGCAUUAUACUCGUAUCUGCUAUCCAAAG